This is a messenger RNA of Cladocopium goreaui, 1350 nucleotides long. Lineage: Eukaryota; Dinophyceae; Suessiales; Symbiodiniaceae. The record is from the annotation of a GenBank genome assembly.
AGACGUGCUACAUCUUAGCAAACUCCCAGCACUAGGAUGCGUAUCUACAAACUGCAAUGCCGUGAGUCGCAAUAGCUGCUGCGAUGUGCAAGAAUAUUUUGGGUGCAUUCUGACUGGUGGAUUCGAUUCAACAUGAACGGCCCUGAAGGAAAUGCAGGAAGGAGCAACACCUUGCAAGCGCUGCCGUUUUUGAUGGUCUUUGGUGGCUGCAUGUCGGCUGUCAUUGCCAUGGAGUAUAUUCUAAAGGCAAAUCCCAAGGCCGGAAAUCUCUUGAGCCUCUCAGAGUUUGCCUUCGUUUUGAUCCAGAGCCUUCCCAGCAGAAUAGAGACAAAGGCCGGCGCCAUAUGCUUACGUUCCCUACAGAUGCCGAAGCAGAGCCAUUUCUACCAUGCUGCUCUUUGGGUCUCUAUGUCAGUUUUGGCAAACGUGGCAUUCAGCUUUAACAUUUCGGUGCCAAUCCACACCCUCUUUCGAUCCUGCAAUGUGAUCGCUUCAGUUCUACUCGGGUACGUGCUCUUUGGUCAACACUACUCUGUGAAGCAGCUGGUGUGUGUCUUCUUUAUCACUGUCGGCAUUUUUCUAGGGAGUGUUGGAGAUGCAAAGCAGUUUGUUGGCUGUCCGAAUUGUGAUGGCCCAGGUGCAUCAACUGCGACCGUGUCGGAUGAAGGCUUCAUGAGGUGGAGCAUUGGAAUCGCUCUGCUCAUCUUUGUACAGAUGCUUCAAGGAUUCCUUGGACACACCCAAGCAGUGCUAUACAAGCGUCAUGCGAACUGUGGGACAAAGAGUGAGCUCGCAGAAGAGUUCUUAUUCACUUCUCAUUUGGUGACCUUCUUCCCAUUUAUAUUCUUGUGGGACGACGUCAUGUUGGCAGGAAGGCUUGCUUUGGAGUCUGCUCCGCUGAGCAGCAGCCUACCAAUUCCGACUCAGUUCUUAUUCUUUCUGGCCAACAAUCUGUGCCAGCUCGUUUGCAUAAAGGGAGUGUUUAGACUCUCUGCCCAUUUCUCUCCCUUGACUGUGAACAUCACACUCUCGGUGAGGAAAUUCCUGUCUGUCGUGGUCUCGAUCAUUUGGUUCGGAAAUGCCUGGACAAAUCUCCACAGCAUUGCCACCGUGGCAAUUUUUGGAGGUGUCUUUGCAUAUUCCCAGUGCAAGCCUGUCAUGGCCGAUAUGAAAGACAAGGACUCGAAAAGAGAUUGAUGCUCAAAGAGAAGCUGUGCAAAAUGAUGAAUGGCGGAGAGAGGCUGUCGUGAUCUGUAGUGCAAGCCGGAGUAGCCGUAGUAGCCGUAGUAGCCACAGGACUACAACUGCGCCUGGAUUGCCCGUGGUACUUCCUUGAUUGGGGGCACUGGG